AUGAACCAACCGAAACGGCCCAGCAAGAUGCACCAGCAAAGGAAGGGCGCGGCGCCCCCAGGCCAAGGAGGGGGCGGCCCCACAUCGCUCGAGCCCUCGCUCGAUGACGCGUGGGCCCGCCUCCUCCAACUCCAACGGCCCCCAUCGCGCCUCCUCCCGCCCGCCGCGGUACGAGGCAGGCUGACAGGUGGGGGCCGCCACGCCGCCGGGUUUCCAGCAUCUCUGCUCGCCAAGCUUACCUCAUCCCCGCAGGUUAUCCAUGGCCGCCGUUCUCCGCGGUGCUCGCGCUGGCCGUGGCGGCCCUGGCCGCGCUCAGGGGAGGCAGAGGGGCGCCGCCGUGCAGCAGGCCCCGGCCCAGGCAGCAGCCCCCGUCCUCAACCCCAACCCCAACCCCAACAGGUAGAUCAGCAUUUAGCACUUUUUUGGACAACGGUGAUGGAGAACCUGAAAGAUCAGGAUCGGGAAGGCAUCAAAUUUUAUGAAUUCCUUCAAAAGUCCGCGUUAGUUGAUCCCAUGGAGUUGAUGAAGUUCGGUAUUUCGGAUGGUCUCGCUGCCCAGCGACCAGAGGAGGUUAUCAAGCUCAGAAGCGUGACUGAUGUGUUCAAUAACAUGAUGCCAAUCAGGCAAAGGUACCUGUAUAAAUACAUACAUGGUGAGCGGGGUAGUGGAGAGAUUACUAAGAUGGAGAAACGUUUGAGGAAGGGAGUAGAACUAUCUGAUCAGAAAAUACAGGAUAUCAGGGAUGGGAACGCAUUCUGCCCUCAACGGCCCAAGCUCUUCGACAACUACCCGAGGCCCCUUAAGAACUAAUAAAUGUGUCCUGCAAGACUGUAAAAACCAUGGCGUCUUCCAGGAGUCCGCAAUUGCCCUUGCCUGCGAGUUGAAACUGUCUACAGAAGGACCCAAGAUUCAGCAAUUGCCCUUGCCUGUGACUUGAAACUGUCUACACAAGGACACGAAAGAUUCUGGAUCAUUACACUUGAAUGUGCUUAUUGCUUUGCGUGCAAAACUUCUUGAUAGAUGAUAGUCUUAUUGUAAAACUUUGGCUAGUAUAGCGUCAGCAUGGCGUCAGUAUUCAGCAAAUAUGGCGUCAGUAUAGCCAGUGAAUUUUGCAUGGAAAUAACAGUGUAGUCCAUAUAGAUGCACAGUGCAAAUAGAAAUGUGUGAUAUGUCUGUGGCUUGGAUUUUGGUCGCAUCGGCAAAAAUAUAAAAGUUUUGAGAUCGUGCUGCUACA
Triticum aestivum (bread wheat) is the source of this 1234-nucleotide messenger RNA. RefSeq lists its product as uncharacterized. NCBI's taxonomy places the organism in Eukaryota, Viridiplantae, Streptophyta, Magnoliopsida, Poales, Poaceae. The record is from RefSeq and is a predicted model, not a curated record. The coding region runs from base 1 to 810 and encodes 269 amino acids. The transcript has 6 exons.